AUGUUCUCCAAGUCGGCUCUUGCGGUUGCUGCCCUCCUCGGCUCCUCCCUUGUUGAUGCUCACAUGCUCCUUGUCAACCCUGAACCCUACAACUUCAAGUCAUGGGACAACUCUCCCCUCGCAGCAGACGGCAGCAACUUCCCUUGCAAGGAAACUGACUACACUAUCACCAAAGAGAACCAGAUGAGCAAGGGCCAGCCCCAAAAGCUCGAGUUCAAAGGCAGUGCAACUCAUGGUGGUGGCUCUUGUCAGAUCAGUAUCACAUCGGACCGGAAGCCCACCAAGGACACGAAAUGGAGCGUCAUCAAGUCAAUCGAGGGUGGUUGUAUGGACCCCAACGAAGGCGAAUCCAACGGUGGAGGCGGCGCAGGCUCGACGAGCUCCUUCACACCUAGUUUCACCAUUCCCGAUAGUUUCGAGGACGGCAAAUACACUCUCGCUUGGACUUGGUUCAACCGCAUCGGGAACCGUGAGAUGUACAUGAACUGCGCCCCGAUUACCCUAGGUGGGAGUUCCUCUUCGAAGAGGUCCGACGUGACUGCUGUCAAGAAGCGUGCUGAAGAUUACCCUCCUAUGUUCAUCGCCAACAUCAACGGUUGCCAAACGAAACACAACUCUUCUCCUCGUUUCCCCAACCCCGGUGAUGAUGUUGAGUCUAUCAAUAAGGCCAACCUGAUCGCAGACGCCAGCAGUGUCUGUGACACUGGUUCGCCUACCUGGGGAGGUGAUGGCAUGAGUGGUGGUGGUGGUGGCUCUGCUCCUGAGCCUACUUCUGCAGAUGGCGGUGGUGGAUCCGAACCAACACCCACCCCCUCAGUCAGCGUCGGAGGAGCUGCCGGUGCCGCACCAAUCCAAACCGGACAGACCACUGAGGCACCUGCCCCCGUUGCUCCCACCGCUUCAUCGACCUUCGUGUCUUCUCCUGCUGCUCCAACCGCCGCCCCAACCUCAAGUCCCGGUGGCUCUUCAGGAUCUACCGAGGGUGCUCUCUCCGGUGCCUGUACCGACGAGGGUGCCUGGAACUGCGUUGGAGGGUCCUCCUUCCAGCGCUGCGCCAGCGGCCAAUGGACGGAAGCCCAAGCCUUGUCGGGUGGCACUCAGUGUACCCCUGGCCAGAACGCCGACUUCGCUGUCAAGGCUGUCGAGGUCAAGUCCCGCAUGCUCAAGGAGAAGCGCCGACGCCUGCACGGUCACAACCACGCAUAG
Aspergillus puulaauensis is the source of this 1206-nucleotide messenger RNA. Its product is annotated as lytic polysaccharide monooxygenase AA11 family protein. Bases 1 to 1206 code for a protein of 401 amino acids. The record is from RefSeq and is a predicted model, not a curated record. The transcript has a single exon. Lineage: Eukaryota; Fungi; Ascomycota; Eurotiomycetes; Eurotiales; Aspergillaceae.